AUGGGAGGAGAAAUGUUGGAAGCCGUGCGAACUGGCAAGCCUAAUAUUAGCCAACACCAAAUCAGUUUUGCUAAUAUUAAAGACAUUACCGAAGAGUUUAUUUCGCCUCGUCCCACUCUUUUUGCUUGCUUGGUGGAAAAGCAACCUCACUCGCUUUACCAAUUAGCCAAGUUAUUAAAGCGGGAUUAUGCCAAUGUUUAUAAGGAUGUUAGAUCAUUAGUAGCCAUGGGAGUUAUUAAGUUAGAAAAAGAUGGUGAAAUUACUGCAAGUAGAAAGAGUUUCAAUGCCCUCCGUCCCGGUCAAAAUUUAACACACAACAUCUUAUCCCCCACUCCCAGCCACCAAAUUAUUGAUACCGCUGGCACUACUGGUUCCUCUUUGCUUUAUUUGCGCCAAGCCAACUUAAUAAUUGUGCCUUUUCGUCCCCACUAUCCGGAUUGUCAAGAGCAGCGACAAGGAAUUAGAGAAAUUAAAGAUAUUAUUAAAAAAACUAACCGCGGAAUACUCUUGCCACCUUUGCCGGAUAAGCCAGCUCUUUAUGGGAAAAUUUUAAGUGGGA
This is a messenger RNA of Ambispora gerdemannii, 559 nucleotides long. NCBI's taxonomy places the organism in Eukaryota, Fungi, Glomeromycota, Glomeromycetes, Archaeosporales, Ambisporaceae. The record is from the annotation of a GenBank genome assembly.